Molecule: messenger RNA, 4617 nt
Organism: Eleginops maclovinus (Patagonian blennie)
Lineage: Eukaryota; Metazoa; Chordata; Actinopteri; Perciformes; Eleginopidae
Gene: csrnp2
Product: cysteine-serine-rich nuclear protein 2
Exons: 5
Coding region: 503-1951 (482 amino acids)
Biological process (GO): regulation of transcription by RNA polymerase II
Cellular component (GO): nucleus
Molecular function (GO): sequence-specific DNA binding; DNA-binding transcription factor activity, RNA polymerase II-specific
Source: RefSeq, a predicted model, not a curated record
GCCGGGGCGGAAUAGGAGGACCUGAAGGCGUCUUCUUUUUCUUCUUCUUCUCGUCUCUACAGCUGCAACAUUUUCCACACCAAACAAAAAGAUAUGAUUUAAAGAAAGCUGCCAAACCCGGCAGAGGAGACAGAAGUAAGCUCCGCCCGAAGCCGCCCCGGUGAGGAGGACAAACGAACCCCAGUGGAUUUCUUUCUUACAUUAGACACAUAAAGCUCAUUAUUAUUUCCUCCUGCCGCUCAUACAAUGUUCCUGAACGCACCUCAGCUGUUUUUAUGACGCUGUCCUGCAAACAGCUGCAGCAUUUCAAUGCAGAGUGACACAGAUCUCUGGAGCUGUGCAGAACAAUGAGCAUGGAGCACAAGUAGCCUCAUAUACAGUCAGAGACACACACACACACACAGGCUGCAGAAAGCUUCUCUCAGGGCGGAGGGAGGUGGAUGUUCUGCUGGAGAAACAUUGGAACAAAGGUCCCUGCUUCUGCCCCAGUGAGAGAGUCUCCAUGGAGGCGACCUCUUCCCUUGGUCUGAAGCGCAGAUAUGAGGAGGUGGACGCCGGCUCCCCGUUCUCCACGCCUAAAGACUCCGAUGAAGACGUGUCCAGCAGCGACAGCGCCGACAGCUGCGACAGUCUCAACCCCCCCUGCAGCGCCCCGUACACCCCAGCCUCUAUCCUCCGGCAGCAGCGGGUGUCUGCGGGGGGGAAACGGGUGAGGUUCGACGCGGUGACGGUGUAUUACUUCCCGCGGCGGCAGGGCUUCACCAGCGUGCCCAGCCAGGGGGGGAGUUCUCUGGGGAUGGCGAGGCACCACUCCUCCAUCAGGAGCUUCACCCUGGGGGAGUUCGCCCGAGAGAGGGAGAGCAGCCACCGCCUCACCCUGCAGCAGCACCUCCGCCACGAGAAGCUGCAGCAGCGCAAGAUGAAGCUGACGAGGAACGGCACGGUGGAGUGCGCUCAGGCCGACCUGCUGACGCUGGACGACGUGUCGGACGAGGACCUGGACGUGGACGGGGUGGAGGUUGACGACUGCUUCUUCCUGCAGCCGCUGCCCACCAAGCGGCGCCGCGCCCUGCUGCGCGCCUCCGGCAUUGCACGCAUCGACGCUCGCGAAAAGGCGGAGCUGCGCACCAUCCGCCUCUCCAGGGAGGAGUGCGGCUGCGACUGCCGCAUGUACUGCGACCCGAGGCACUGCGGCUGCAGCCAGGCCGGCAUCAAGUGCCAGGUGGACCGCAUGGCGUUCCCGUGCGGCUGCUCCCGGGAAGGUUGUGGGAACGCCGCCGGACGCAUCGAGUUCAACCCCCUGCGGGUCCGGACCCACUACCUGCACACCGUCAUGAAGCUGGACCUGGAGAAGAGGAGGCUGCAGUACAACGAGUCCGACCAUAUGUCCUCCCCCUCCUCCUCCCCCACCCUCUCCCCCGGCGGCCUGGACUCGGAACUGGAGGAAAGCGAGGCGCCGCCGCCGGAGGUCCAGGAUCUCCUGGAGGAGCAAGACCUGCUGGAGCGGGAAAAUGAGACGGCAGUGCUGCACCUGCAGAGCGCCGAGGAGCAGGAGAGGAGGGAGCGUGAGGGGGAGGAGCUAGGGCAGGAGGGUCUCACGGGCGAUGUGGGCCUCACGGGCGAUGUGGGCCUCACGGGCGAGGUCCUCCUCCAGGGGCCCUUCCCCACAGGGACCACGGUGCUCUGCAUCACUGACAACCAGGAGGAGAGCCCCUCGCAGCUCCUCAAAGACUCCCCCUCCUCCCUGAUGUACUACCAGCUCAGCCCCAUCGAGGCGGGGGCCUUCGAGCCCGGGGGGGAGGAGGGUGAGGAGGUGAGGGAUCAAGGGGGGGAGAAGGAAAGGAGCUGCAGGGUGAGUGUAGGGAAGAUGCAGCACCUCCCUGAGGGGGGGCAGUGCCGGGGGGAGGCGUGCAUGGAGGGGGGAGUUAAUCCUCUCCCGCCUGAAGUUUAGCUGCCCCUCCUCUGCAGAUAUUUUGCACAAAAGCGAUGAAAAAAAAAUAUUACAUGUUUAUUAUCAUGGAGUUAUUACAGGAGGCAAUAGAGAGGUGCAGGAAUGAGUCCUCAACCCGGACAUGAGUCAGCACUUCCUGUUCCCUGGUCUGGAAUUCAAUGGUUUUUUCUGAAUGUGUUUUUGGUGGCUAUCCUGAAAUAAGGUCUGUGGUUAACUCAAGCUGAAGAGAGUUUUGUGUCUAAAUGAGACGACUAAACGCCAUCACGCCCAACGUUAGCCGCCUUUAGCUUAGCAGUGGAGAUGUGAAGUCAUGUGAAGUCAUGUGACCGUGCUGAAGUUUCCACAGAGAUUAUUUCCUGCAAUAAUCCAAAACCACAGAGAAAUACCAUUGUCUUCCUGUGAAGGACACCAGGGAGAUGCUGCCUUCAGUGUAUGUCGAGGGGGGGUGCUAAGAGCACAUACAGAUCACUCCCCAGGAGUUAAGUGGAUGCAGUUAAAAGGUGUGUAAUUCUGUUGGGGGUGUAAAUGUGGCCUUAAUGGAAAAACAUAGAACCCUUGUGUGUGUAGGAGUGGAUGAAAAGCUCGUCGUGUUCAUUUCCAGCAACAGAAAAAACACGCUGACGUUAGCCUUUAGUUUGGUGGUGUGUAAAGUUAUAUUAUCAACACUAAACACAGAUAGUUUUUAUCGUGCGUUCACUUUUAUGGAAGUAAAUCUGUUCCGUCUGGUUUUGAAAUGGGAGAAGUCACUGUAUUUAUAGCACAGAGUAAUUAUGCAUCUGAAUUGUUGGGCUCUGGAUUUAAUUGGUCAAUGGUUUUAAAAGUUCUGUAUAAAUAUUCAAGUUGCUUAAAUUUGAUUGGCCAAAUUUGGUUGAAGAAAACUCAUGUAUAAAAUUCUGGUUAAACAUCCAGGGACCCAAGAAAAGCAAUCAAUUUCAGAUAUAAUCCAAACGCUACACGUCAUAUUUUUGCAAUUGAAUUGGGCCAAUCAAAUUUGAAUAACUUUAAUACAUAGAGAAUUUUUGAGUUGAUUCUGAAUUCAUAGGCAUUGAAAUUAGGCAUCAACUCAAUGCAUACUUAUUUGCUUCUAUAGAUUCAAUGGCCUUUUUAGGUUAAAAAUCAGAUGUACUUCCAUACCCUUUCCGUUACGGCUAACCUCGUGCUGUAGUCAAGCCAAAUGAAGGCCUCCUCCGCUGAGAAAAAAAAAGACCUAAUAAUCCUGGAAAUACUUGUUUUAUUCGUGUACUGUAUGCAUUUUGCAAGACGGAGCCGAGGUUGCUGCUUCUUUUUGUUUUCGAUGUGUGUGUGAGUGUGUGAUGAAGGUGGAAGCAGCAGACGGGCCUUAGCUGCUGCUCCUGCUAACACGGAGGAUUUAUUAACAAAAAGAAGAGAGCUAGUUUACUUAGUGUAGUUAAAAUGCCUAUGAUAUUACUUCUUAUUCCUUUUGGGUAACGUGUCUUUUGUGCAUUAGAUAAUGUUGGGGUUUGUUUUGGAGUGAAAGGCUGGAAGUAAAUCUCGUCCAUCUGAUUCUGAAAUUAAAAAGCCAUUGAAUUUAGUGCAGCCGAUAAUUAUUCGUUGAAUUAAUGCCUUAUUUAAAUGUUUACGAAUUCAGAAAUCAAAAGUUAACAUUAUUAUUUUUUGCUCAAAUUUGAUUGGCCAAAUUCUGUUGCAAAAUACAAUGUAUAAAAUCAGAUUAUAUCUAAAAUCGAUUGCUUUUCCUUGGGUUCCUAGAUGGUGAAUCUGAAUGUUAUACCUGAUAUUUUUGCAACUGAAUUUGGACAAUCAAAUUUGAGCAACUUUCAUAUUUAAAUAGAAUUUUAACCAAUAAAAUUCAGAGCCAAAAAAAUCCAUUGCAUAAUUACCCGGUGCUAUAAAUCUGAAGGCGUUUUUAUUUAAAAAUCAGACCAGAUUAACUUCCAUAGUUUCUUUAAUGUGAUGAUAACACGCAUAUGAAGAGAAGAGCAUUUAAAGAGUUACUAAUUUAUGAAACAGAUUGAUAACAACCUGAAUUUGUAUAUUUUAUGUUUACUCUGUACAGUGUGUGUGUGUGUGUGUGUGUGUGUGUGUGUGUGUGUGUGUGUGUGUGUGUGUGUGUGUGUGUGUGUGUGUGUGUGUGUGUGUGUGUGUGUGAGAGGGAAAGUUGUGUGUGCAUGUAAAGUACUGUAUUAUGAAUAGGGGGAUAUAUUAAUGAGGAUACGUGUUUUAUUCCUGAAAGGUGCUUACGUUACACAUCCACUGUUUGUCCUCCCAUGAGAAACGUGGAGAUAUUUCUCGCUGAAUGAGAGAAGAGAAACGCAAUAGCUGCUGAACUGCUAAUCACUAACGAGUAUGUAACCCUAAAACAUUUCCUGUUUUUAAAUGUCUCUUUUUUUUAAUCUAAAUGUGCCGACUCCUCUCACACAAUGUUUAGUUUUGUUGCCUAAAAGAUGAACUCCGCCCACAGGAAGAUGUCUGAUUAUCUGCCUUUUUGUUUUGUAAUUGUCUUGGUAAGAGUGGUGCAGGAAUGAGUCCUAAACCCGGAAAUGUUGAGGCUCCCUCGUCUCAAGGUCAACGUUUUUGAUCCAGUUUGUGGUUUAUAUGCCUUUAAAUAAGAUCUGUGGUUAACAAAAGCUGAAGAGACUUAAGCGUGUUGUUCUUAAUAAACUUAAAGACGCACUUAAUACCCCAAA